Messenger RNA from Folsomia candida, 1155 nucleotides. Its product is annotated as sentrin-specific protease 8. The record is from RefSeq and is a predicted model, not a curated record. The transcript has 4 exons. Bases 278 to 1003 code for a protein of 241 amino acids. Gene Ontology annotation, molecular function: cysteine-type peptidase activity; deNEDDylase activity. Gene Ontology annotation, biological process: proteolysis. Lineage: Eukaryota; Metazoa; Arthropoda; Collembola; Entomobryomorpha; Isotomidae.
GGAAGGAAUGACUUUGUCUGGAGACUGCUGCCUCCCCAUCAUGAACACCGCUUCUCGUCCAGUCCAGUUCACGGUUUUAUUAACUACUAGUUGUCAUCGUACUUCCUGCUAAUGAAAUAAUACGGCGACGGUACUGACGGUCAGAAAAAAACUGAUUCAAUUAAUUGUUUAACAUCACUUCCGUUUUGAACUGGAAAAUAUCUCCCCUUGUUGGCAAGUGAUCCGUUGGUUCGUGGACCGUUUUCGUUUCGGGAGCCUUCGGUUAAUUGGGGGGAGAAUGGCCCACACGGAUAAGGUGCUCAGUUUUGGUGACUAUGUCGUCCGGGAGGCUGAUCUCGACAUUUUGAAAGGAUAUAGCUGGUUAAACGAUACAUUGAUAGGUUUCUAUUUUGAAUACUUAUCCAACUACUCCAAAUCCAGCAGCUCUAAAGGACAUAAUGAGGACACUAAUUUAGCUGGAGAUAAUCCAGAGUCGGCAAGAAAUGUGUGCUAUUUUGUGGGACCUGAAGUUACCCAGUUGGUCAAAUUGAUUUCCAGUGAAGAUGUCCCCGAGGUUCUGAAAGCAGUUUUGGAAGGAAUAGACGCUCACGAGUACACCGCAUUUGCCGUAAAUGACUCCAACAGUCCAUCAGCUCAUUCGGGUGGAACGCACUGGUCACUCUUAAUAUACUCCAAGGUUGACAGUCGUUUCGUCCACUUUGAUUCCAUGAAUCAGUGGAAUGAUAAAGAUGCCAAGAUCAUAGUCAACAAGCUAUCUCAGCACACAAAUAAUGCAGUCUUCGUCAAUAACUUGUCCUGCAAAGUACAGGCCAACAGUCAUGACUGCGGCUGUCACGUGCUACGAAAUGCGGAACUUAUCUUGCAACAUGUGACUUCGAAUAAUGGAGCUUCACUCCUGCCUUCAUCCUGUCCUUCUGCGACCCCACAAGAGGCUGCAGAAAUGAGACCUGAAUUGCUCUCUCUCAUCCAAAAAUUGGUGCAAAGUCAAAGUAAUUCUCCUUAAUAAGUUACAACUGGAAAUACUGGAAUAACUGAAAAUCAAGGUCUUCGUAUGAUAUAAUGCCGUCCUAUUCUCAAAGUGUUGGAGAAAUGAAAGCUCAUUUUUUGUACAUAAAUAAACAACACAAUUAAUUAAUAAAUAUUAUUAUGCAGGUA